Molecule: messenger RNA, 1417 nt
Organism: Coffea arabica (coffee)
Lineage: Eukaryota; Viridiplantae; Streptophyta; Magnoliopsida; Gentianales; Rubiaceae
Product: dof zinc finger protein DOF3.4-like
Biological process (GO): regulation of DNA-templated transcription
Molecular function (GO): DNA binding; DNA-binding transcription factor activity
Source: RefSeq, a predicted model, not a curated record
GCCGACUGAAAUAUGUUUCAUAUCCCCCCGUUAAGAGAAAACUGAAAAAGCUGCUCACUGUUGGGACCUAACCGUCAGACUCAACUCAUCAGAAACUGUUUCUUCAAACACUCAAGACAGAAUCUCUUUCUCCAUCUCUAUCUCUCACGCACAACCCACACCAAACCAUCCAUAAAACCCCACCUAGCUUCAUGCCCACUUAGGCCUUGGACCUCCCAGUGAAAGAAGUUCCUUCGUUCCUUCCUUCUCUCUUCUCUCUUCUCACUUCCACAACACGAAGGCAAGACACCACAAAACAGCCGAAGAAAAAAAAAAACCCAAAAAGAAAAUGCCUUCUGCAGAUAGCAGUGAACGGCGAGGGACAAAGGCAAACCAGGUGGGCUCUGGCGCCCCACCAUCAGAGCCCGAACAACUCCAGUGCCCACGCUGCGAGUCCACCAACACCAAGUUCUGCUACUACAACAACUACAACUUCUCUCAGCCUCGCCAUUUCUGCAAGUCCUGCCGCCGCUACUGGACCCACGGUGGCACCCUCCGUGACAUCCCAGUUGGCGGUGGCAGCCGCAAGAAUGCUAAACGUUCGCGCACCGUUGCCUCCGCUGCUGCCUCCUCCGCUUUCUCUUUCUCCUCCAGCACUUCCACCUACGAGCACCGCCACACGCAGGCCACCACGUCACAGCUCCUGACUCCGCUCGGCGUUGAUCAUGGCGGUGCCGUACCGUUGAUCAGCGAUGCUAAGAGCGGGGUGAACGCGUGCGGAAGUUUUACUUCGCUGUUGAACACCCAAGGGCCUGGGUUCUUCGCGCUCGGCGGGUUUGGGGUUGGGCUGGGAGCCGGGGUUGAGGACAUGGGCUUUGGGCUUGCGAGGGCCGUAUGGCCCUUCCCCGGACUCGGGGUGGGAGAGGGUGGCCCUACUGGCGUUGGCGGACCAAGUGUGCUAGGGAACACGUGGCAACUUCAGAGUGGAGAGGCUGGGAUUGUCGGUGGGGACUGUUUUACUUUGUCUGAUGUGGCUAUUUCCACGGCAGGCCAUGGCAUGAAACGAGAUGUGUUCUGAGUUCUCUGUGCGCGCUUGGGAUUUUCCUUCUUGCUGCUCGGUCGGCGAUUAUGGUAACAGUCAUAUUUUGGCGAUGAAGCCUUUUGGAAGCUCGUUCAUUAGAUGAAGAGAUUAGAAAAUGAAUAUGGUCGAAAAGCACAGCAUGGGUGGACAUUUGAUCUUGCAAGUUCAGAUUAGUAUCAGUUUUUAGGACUCUACAAAAAGACGGAAAAAAAAAAUCAUGUAAUUGUCGGAGCUUGGCUGACUGAUUUAAGGAAGUUCUUCUGCUAAACUUUCUGAAGUUAAGUUUCCGCAAUUGUUCUUUGUAAAAUGGCUUAGACAGUAGUGUUAAUCUUCCACAAUUCCGAUAUCUUUGCAAAA